Molecule: messenger RNA, 958 nt
Organism: Triticum aestivum (bread wheat)
Lineage: Eukaryota; Viridiplantae; Streptophyta; Magnoliopsida; Poales; Poaceae
Product: pathogen-related protein
Exons: 4
Coding region: 109-810 (233 amino acids)
Source: RefSeq, a predicted model, not a curated record
AACCCACCUUCCGAAUACUACUAACCUAGUACCAAGUUGUACCUUGAACUCCCCUGCAAAAAAGAAAAAGUUGUACCUUGAACUGAGACCAAGGUAAUUUAGCCAGCUAUGGCGUCUGCUGAAACAGGAGGCGACAAGUACCGGUCGUUCAUGGACGGCGAGGGCGAGAAGAACACCGUGUGGAGGCAUGGAGUCCCUCCCAACUUCGACGUGGUGAACAAGCUCUUCGAGGAAGAGAGGACUAAGGAAUGGGCGGAGGGGAGUGUGGAAGAGAAGGUGCAGCGGUUGCUCAAGACAUGGGAGAUGGAGAUGUUCCACAAGUUGCGGCCCGAGGACCAGAAGAGCGUGCACUCCCAGGGAUUCACCAGCAGCACCAACGGGAUGAAGCCUCUGACCCGAAAGGAGUGGACCGCCAUCGGUGGCUACAACGCGUUCCUGGCAACCAAGCUGCCGCUGGAGCACCGCAUCUACGACCCGGACACAGAGACGUUCGACUCCGGCAUGGAGACGUUCCUCACGGCGUUCCCCCGGGGCUUCGCCAUCGAGGUGCUCGACGUCUACUGCACCGGCCCGCCCAGGGUGGCCUUCAAGUUCCGGCACUGGGGGUACAUGGAGGGGCCGUUCAAGGGCCACCCUCCUCACGGCCAGCGCGUGGAGUUGUUUGGCGUCUGCAUUUUCCAUGUUGAUGAGGAGAUGAAAGUGGAGAAGGCAGAGUACUUCUACGAGCGCGGCAACUUCCUCGCGAGCUUCUUGAGCACGCCUGCUGCUGCUGCAUCAGCUUCAGGUUGCCCUGUGAUGAGAGGAAACUAACUGAAGCACCAAAGAAAUUGAAGCAUAUAUGUUGCUAAUCAAUGCCCUGGAUGAUCACCUUCAUAUUUCAAUUUGGGCUUAUAUUCCAUUUCGUGACAUUACAAAUUUACAAUAUACAAUGUUAAAAUAAAGCAGUUUAUUUGUUCGG